AUGGUGGGCGGGACCACAGGGCACGCCGGCAGGCCGCCGGGGACACCGAACGAGUUUCGGCUGGGCGUCCGGUUUUACACGGAGGAGCAGCCGGCCGCCGCCAUCCUGCACCUGGAGAAGGCGCUGGAGGAGUAUUUUGUGGCGGACGCCGAGUGCCGCGCGCUCUGCGAGGGACCCUACGACUACGAGGGCUACAACUACCUGGAGUACAACGCGGACCUUUUCCAGGCCAUCACAGAUCACUACAUGCAGGUGCUAAGCUGCAAGCAGGGCUGCGUUACGGAGCUGGCCUCCCAGCCCGGCCGGGAGAAGCCCUUGGAGGAUUUCCUGCCCUCGCACUUCAACUACCUGCAGUUUGCCUACUACAACAAUGGGAAUUAUGAAAAAGCCAUUGAAUGCGCCAAAACCUAUUUGCUCUUCUUCCCCAACGAUGAGGUGAUGAACCAGAAUUUGGCCUAUUACACCGCCGUCCUGGGGGAAAACCUGGCAGGACCCAUCCAGCCCCGAGAGGAGAUCCAGGCAUACCGCCAGCGAAGCCUGAUGGAGAAGGAGCUGCUCUUCUUUAGCUACGAUGUCUUCGGCAUCCCCUUCGUGGACCCGGACACUUGGACUCCCGAAGAGGUGAUACCAAAAAGGCUGCGAGAGAAACAAAAGGUGGAGCGGGAGACGGCGGCACGCAUCUCGGAGGAGAUCGGUAACCUCAUGAAGGAGAUCGAGACGCUGGUGGAGGAGAAGGCCAAGGAGUCUGCCGAUAUGAGCAAGUUCAUCCGAGAAGGUGGCCCCUUGGUGUAUGAAGGAGCCAGUGUCACCAUGAACUCCAAGACACUGAACGGCUCCCAGCGCGUUGUGGUGGACGGGGUCCUUUCCGCCGAGGAGUGCCGCGAGCUGCAGAGACUCACCAACGCAGCUGCCUCAGCCGGGGAUGGCUAUCGUGGGAAGACAUCUCCUCACACCCCCAGCGAGACCUUCUACGGCGUGACUGUCCUCAAGGCCCUGAAGCUGGGCCAGGAGGGCAAGGUGCCCCUGCAGAGCGCCUACCUCUACUACAAUGUGACGGAGAAGGUGCGGCACAUGAUGGAGUCCUACUUCCGCCUGGAGGUCCCGCUCCACUUCUCCUACUCCCACCUGGUGUGCCGCACAGCCAUCGAUGAGAAGCAAGAAGGCCGGAGUGACAACAGCCACGAGGUGCACGUGGACAACUGCAUCCUCAAUGCGGAGGCCCUGGUGUGCGUGAAGGAACCUCCAGCCUACACCUUCCGGGAUUACAGUGCCAUCCUCUACCUCAACGGGGACUUUGAAGGAGGAGCUUUCUACUUCACCGAGCUGGAUGCCAAGACCGAGACCGCGGAGGUUCAGCCGCAGUGUGGCCGCGCCGUGGGCUUCUCCUCCGGCUCGGAGAACCCCCACGGGGUGAAAGCCGUGACCAAGGGCCAACGCUGCGCCAUCGCUCUCUGGUUCACCCUGGACCCUCGGCACAGCGAGCGGGAGCGCGUGCAGGCGGACGACCUGGUGAAGAUGCUUUUCGGCACGGAAGAGGGGGAUUUGCUGCGGGAGACGGAGCUGGAGCAGGAACCGCCGGCUGCCGUCACGGUGGGGAAGGACGAGCUGUGAAAUCCCAUG
Messenger RNA from Nipponia nippon (crested ibis), 1620 nucleotides. The record is from RefSeq and is a predicted model, not a curated record. Lineage: Eukaryota; Metazoa; Chordata; Aves; Pelecaniformes; Threskiornithidae.